UUUUAAAAAUAUCUGAAACUAUGUUUAAAAAAGAAAAAAACUCCAAGAAAGCAGAUAUGGCAGCUUCGAUUCUGCUCCCCAUUGUUCUCCAAAUCCGUCGGAUUCAAAUGCCAAUGAAAACCCCUUUCAAUUUCAACUUCAAUCAUCGCCCUGCCAUUUUCUCUCAUCCGCUUAACAAUUUCUCCUUCUCUUCCCCUUCUCUUCCACUCUACCCAACCCGAUUAUCAUGCGCUCUUUCUCCUACUCCGCCGUCGCCAUCGCCAUCGCCAUCGGCACCACCAGUGAAGGUUCUAAUGGAGAAAAUGGAUCUUAUCGGAAUAGUCUGUGAUGAACAAUGUACUCCUGGAAAAUACUAUUGCCUGCUCUGUCCCAAGUGCAAGGGUGGGCGCUUAAUGGAGAGGAGCUUAUCUCUACAUGUAAUUCCAACAGGAGAUUUUGCAAUGUGGAGGUGUUUCCAGUCUGAGUGUGGUUGGGCAGGCCGGAUAUUUGCAGAUGGCAGAUUGGCGUUUAAUGAAUUCAGCAGAACUGCAAAGUUGUUUGGAGGAACUGUGAAGAAGAGUCUUAUUUUGGAGCCUCUUGGUGAUGAGCUAAUCACUUACUUCAGCAAGAGAAUGAUAUCCCAGGAAACUCUCAAAAGGAAUGUUGUUAUGCAAACAGCUGGUCGUCAGGCUGCAAUUGCAUUCACUUAUCGACAAAACGGACAGCUAGUUGGCUGUAAGUACCGAACCAUAAACAAGAAAUUUUGGCAGGCGAAGGGCACAGAAAAAUUGUUUUAUGGGAUUGAUGAUAUUAAUGAUGCAGAUGAACUCAUCAUUGUCGAAGGUGAAAUGGAUAAACUUUCAGUAGAAGAAGCUGGCUUCCUCAAUUGUAUCAGUGUUCCUGGUGGUGCCCCAAAUAAGGUUUCAACUAAUGCAGUAGCAUCAAUUCAAAAGGAUACUGCAUAUCAGUACUUAUGGAGCUGCAAAGACUUGUUAGAUAAGGUUCCCCGCGUUAUAUUGGCUACUGAUAGUGAUGAACCAGGGCAAGCUUUGGCAGAAGAGCUAGCGCUUCGGCUUGGAAAACAUAGAUGUUGGCGGGUAGACUGGCCCUAUAAAGAUGACUUCAACCGUUUUAAAGAUGCCAAUGAGAUUCUGAUGCAGUUGGGGGCAGAUGCUUUAAAGAAAGCAAUUGAAGAUGCCAAGUCAUAUCAACUUUGUGAUACAGAUCACAUACAAGUAGAAGGGGACCUCGAGAGCUUCCAUGAGCCUUCGUAACUACGGAGAAUCAUCGGUAACAAUUAGGUUCAUGAAUUGCAUGGGAAUGAACGUUUCGUGCAGUUGAAACAUUGAUAUCGACUUUGAUUUUACUUUGAAUUAAAAUAAAAACUAAAGUUUUUAUAU
Messenger RNA from Cucurbita maxima (winter squash), 1379 nucleotides. Its product is annotated as primase homolog protein. The record is from RefSeq and is a predicted model, not a curated record. The transcript is spliced from 14 exons. Gene Ontology annotation, molecular function: 5'-3' DNA helicase activity; single-stranded DNA binding. Bases 21 to 1253 code for a protein of 410 amino acids. NCBI's taxonomy places the organism in Eukaryota, Viridiplantae, Streptophyta, Magnoliopsida, Cucurbitales, Cucurbitaceae.